CUGAGGGACACCCACUAUACCAGCCUGUGCCUUCCGCAUGCUGCGUAACUAAGCAGCCCCUGCUUUCCAACUACAAUCUCAGAACCUCAGUCCUAACAAAAAAGAGAGACUGAAGAGGAACCAUGAUCAUCACUUUGCUCCUGCUGAGUGGAAUUUUGUGUUUCUUCAUAUCUAUGCUCUGGAAAAAUCUGUUUGCGGCAAAGAGAAACACUGGUAAAAUGUCAUCAAAUUUGACUGCUUUUGCUCGAACUUCUUGCUCAUGUCACAGCUGUACCCAGAGUCCUUCAGUCACCAAGCUUGCUCAGGAUAUCAUUAAUAGUUUCCCAACUUCAAUGAGCCUACACAAGCGAAUAUUGGUAAACUUCAAGGUCAUGCAACACCAGCUGAUUGAAUUGGAACAACUUCUAACUAUGAAGGACUUAAAUAUUGCAAGAGUUACCAAGAAAUCCACUAGAAAGGUUCAAAUGUACCAUGAAUGUAAAGGCAUUCAUUAAAGGCACUUUGAGUGGU
Molecule: messenger RNA, 510 nt
Organism: Chinchilla lanigera (long-tailed chinchilla)
Lineage: Eukaryota; Metazoa; Chordata; Mammalia; Rodentia; Chinchillidae
Product: kita-kyushu lung cancer antigen 1 homolog
Exons: 2
Coding region: 123-494 (123 amino acids)
Source: RefSeq, a predicted model, not a curated record